AUGCAUAGCAAACCCACUACAGGUCAACCCAAACCUCCCGUGAAGGGUCAGAGACUACAUGUGCUCAACACAAGUAUUGACCAGUUUUUGAGUAUACCUUAUGCCAAACCAUUGGUCGGUGCGCUCCGGUUUGCCAAACCUGAACCAAUCAAAACACCACUUAAUGAUAUUAUAGACGCAACGAAAGCCGGCAACUCAUGUAUACAGAGACUACAAGACGUGGACAGGGAGUUGUUGGGAGACCUGACCCUAAGUGAAGAUUGUUUGGUAUUAAACAUAUGGACACCAAAUGCGGGCAAUAAUAACACAAACAAAUCACAGCUCAAACCCAUUAUGUUUUGGAUAUAUGGCGGCGGACUGACCGGUGGCUCAAUAUUUAGCACAGCUGUAUAUAAU
This is a messenger RNA of Medioppia subpectinata, 396 nucleotides long. The record is from the annotation of a GenBank genome assembly. Lineage: Eukaryota; Metazoa; Arthropoda; Arachnida; Sarcoptiformes; Oppiidae.